This is a messenger RNA of Tetrahymena thermophila SB210, 336 nucleotides long. Its product is annotated as transmembrane protein, putative. NCBI's taxonomy places the organism in Eukaryota, Ciliophora, Oligohymenophorea, Hymenostomatida, Tetrahymenidae. The transcript has a single exon. The record is from RefSeq and is a predicted model, not a curated record.
AUGAAAACUGCUUUAAUACUAAUUUCUAUAAUUUCCUUAGUGAGCAUUUUAACUGUUAACUCAUUAAAUAAAUAUUAAAAUCUAAGAUCUUCUGAUGAUAUUACUUGUUUAAGCUCUACUCUGGAUAUGGGCAACUUAUACAUAACUGUAACUAAUGCAUGCCAAAAAAAUGUGACUUUUAAAUUCUCAGUUUCUGCUUCAGACUAAAAUGAAACUAAAAAAUUAGAUUUUGAAACUAUAUGCCUAAAGCAAAAAGAAACAUAAAGAUUCGAGCUAGAUUUCCCAAGGAGCUACACUACUUUCACUCAAAGUGUUAAAGAAUAAAAUGAUUGUUGA